Molecule: messenger RNA, 1413 nt
Organism: Hypoxylon trugodes
Lineage: Eukaryota; Fungi; Ascomycota; Sordariomycetes; Xylariales; Hypoxylaceae
Product: FAD-binding domain-containing protein
Exons: 6
Coding region: 1-1413 (470 amino acids)
Molecular function (GO): oxidoreductase activity; FAD binding
Source: RefSeq, a predicted model, not a curated record
AUGACGAGCCCCUCGUUCUUAAAAGAUGUGCAAUGGCCUGCUGGAACUCUAGUCCAUUAUCCGGAAUCCGAGGCCUUCACCAAUUCGACAGCACGAUGGUCGAUAUACAAGGCCCCUAGCUUCGCGGCUGUCAUUUCACCCCCGGAUGAAGAGUCUCUAGUUAGUAUUGUAAAAGUAGCUAGGGCUGCGAAGAUACCCUUCCUGGCUACAUCAGGCCGUCACGGAUAUGGGACGUCGCUCAGCAGGCUGCAGAAUGGGUUAGCUAUCGACCUUAGCAAGCUGAAAUCAGUUAAGAUUGAUAAAGACUCUUCAACUCUGACGAUCGGUGGUGGGGUCCAAAAUUGCGAUGUGAUGGAACCUAUUCAUGAGGCGGGAUAUCAACUCCCCAUUGGUACUAGCACACAGGUUGGGUUGGUCGGUGCAACGCUCGGUGGUGGCAUCGGAGCCUAUCAAGGUCUCUUCGGCUUAAUUACCGAUUCGCUUCUUUCAGUGAGACUCGUAACGGCGGAUGGCGACGUUGUUGAAGUGUCGGAAAACUCGAACUCGGAUCUAUUCUGGGGUAUUCGCGGCGCCGGAUGUAACUUCGGCAUUAUCACCUCUGCAACGUACCGGCUUCAUAAACCUGUCAAUGCCGCGCAAGUUAUGACAGCUGAUGUGAUCUAUCCGGGUAGUAUGAAGUCGGCAUAUUUCGAUGUUUUGAGAACAUUCGAAAAUAAUGUGCCAGCAGAACUGGCUAUAGUCCCUGUGAUUUCAUGGGAUGCGGCCUCCAAUGCGACUCAAAUCAUCUCCACGUUCGUCUACAGCGGUCCAGAAUCUAAGGGCCGCGAGGUUCUUGCGCCAUUCCUCGACCUCAACCCUCCUGUUGUUCGGCUAAGCGUCGUUCCGUUCCAUCAGAUGCCAUAUGCAGUGAUUUUCGGCAUGAUAUCUACCCUUGAAACCCCAGGCGGCAUCCACGACAUAUUCACUGUCAACGUUCGUAAAUUCUCUAUUGACACAUUCAACUCGGCUUUUGAGAAAUUUGAUGCGUUCUAUAAGGCCAAUCCAGAUGGACGCUUGAGUGUCGGGAUAUUCGAGAUUUUCCCUACGCAAGCCGUGGCUGCUGUACCAGACGAUGCGACGGCAUAUCCUUGGAGAGAUGCGAAAGGCAACUUCAUGUUCCAAAUGAUGUGGACGGGUUUAGAUAAUCCUGUUGAAGAAGCGGCGAAUGCUCUUGGUCGGGAGUUGCGCCAAGAUUUCGCGGCGACGUCAGGAUAUGACGACCUAUCGGUAUACGUGAGCUAUGCCUAUGGCGACGAGACACGAGAACAAAUAUUUCGCAAGGAUAAGCUACCCCGCCUAGUAGCCCUAAAGAAGAAAUGGGAUCCGGAUAACGUCUUCAGUUAUAACAACCAGUUGCCGACGAGGUAUCCAUAA